UCACUUCCGCUAGGAAACCAACAUGGCGGCCUACCGUAGGAAACGUGGCUCGGCUCCUGAGACCGGCAUAAAUAAUAAAAAACCGAAACUUCAGUCAAAAGAGAGCAGCCAGGAGCGAGCGCCCGAGGAGUUUGCUAUCCCGCCGCCCGUGUCUGAGGGGAAAUGGAAAAACAAGGAAAGGGUGCUUAUCUUUUCUUCCCGCGGCAUCAAUUUUCGCACCAGACAUUUGAUGCAAGACUUGAGGACGUUAAUGCCGCAUGCUAAAGCAGAUACCAAAAUGGAUCGUAAAGACAAGCUGUUUGUUAUAAAUGAGGUCUGUGAAAUGAAAAACUGCAACAAAUGCAUCUAUUUCGAGGCCAAAAAGAAGCAGGAUCUGUAUAUGUGGUUAUCUAAUUCUCCCCAAGGACCGUCUGCAAAGUUUCUUGUCCAGAACAUUCACACGCUGGCAGAGCUGAAGAUGACUGGAAACUGUCUGAAGGGGUCCCGUCCCGUUCUGUCGUUCGACCCGGUGUUUGAUCAGAACGCGCACUAUAGUUUGCUGAAAGAACUCUUUAUACAGAUUUUUGGAACCCCAAGAUAUCACCCGAAGAGCCAGCCUUUCGUUGAUCACGUGUUCAGCUUCUCCAUAGCAGACAACAGGAUUUGGUUUAGAAAUUAUCAGAUUGUAGAAGAAGACGCCUCCCUCGUGGAAAUUGGACCUCGGUUUGUCCUAAAUCUCAUAAAGAUAUUCCAGGGAAGCUUUGGUGGGCCAACGCUAUACGAGAACCCUCAUUAUCAGUCUCCUAACAUGCAUCGACGCAUUAUCCGUCUGGCUACGGCUGCCAAGGUCCGAGAGAAGCAGCAAAUGAAGGCUUUGCAGAAGUCCAGAAAGGAAGAAGACCGAGCGGUUUUACCGACGGACCCCACAGAGGAAGUCUUUCGCACCCCGGCCGAGGAGAAGCCUCAGAUACUAGAGGAGCAGCAACCGCUGCCAAAACCGAGCGUUAAGAGGAAAGACAAGAAAUUCAAACGUCAGAGAUUGGCCAAGAAACGCGCAUGAACUCUGAGAGGGGGAUGAUUUAUUUAGUGCAAGACCACCCGACCCUGAACCUUCCCUCAAACCUGUAAAUUGAUGGUUUAACAACUGCUGGAGGGCUCUCCGCUCAGCCUUGCUUUAGAUAUUUCAUUAUACGGAAAGCGUCUUUUAUAUAAUAAACCAAAUGUCUAAAA
Messenger RNA from Spea bombifrons (plains spadefoot toad), 1209 nucleotides. It is a transcript of the gene BRIX1, whose product is annotated as biogenesis of ribosomes BRX1. Bases 23 to 1039 code for a protein of 338 amino acids. Gene Ontology annotation, molecular function: rRNA binding. The record is from RefSeq and is a predicted model, not a curated record. Gene Ontology annotation, biological process: ribosomal large subunit assembly; rRNA processing. The transcript is spliced from 10 exons. Lineage: Eukaryota; Metazoa; Chordata; Amphibia; Anura; Pelobatidae. Gene Ontology annotation, cellular component: nucleolus.